ACUCUGCAACUGAUUCCUUGAAUUUCAAUUUUUAUAACCAGAAGCGUUCGACCAUGGUUGAAUUUACUUUAUUUGUUCUUAUCUGUCGAAUCAAGUUGUUUGUAUCUUCAGAAAAUAAUAAAUGAUUCUACAAGUAGCAUACGGCAGUGAAACGGGAUGCGCAGAAGACGUUGCAACAAACUUACACAGGCGGCUGAAGUACUACCUGGAUCCCGACGUUGAAAGCAGAGUAUGCUCACUGAAUGAUUAUCAGUUUGUUUUUCCUUCGGUCGCAAUCAUAGUUUGCUCAACCUGUGGUCAGGGCGACCCUCCAUUGAAUGCUAAAUCUUUUUGGAAAUCAAUAAUGAGUCGCAGUUGUCCCCAGGAUCUUUUCAGUGACGUCGAGUACUCUCUUCUUGGUCUAGGGGAUUCAGCAUACACCAAGUUUAAUUUUGUGGCAAAAAAGUUGUUCAGGAGAAUACAAAUGUUGAGAGGGAAGUCAAUUUUCGAUCUUCAACUCGCUGAUGAGCAACAUGAACAUGGAUCUGACUUUCAGAGUGAAAUUUUUAUCGCUGACUGUUUAAAAGCUCUCUCAACGAGGUUUAAUUUUCAACUUGAAUCUCCAACUAUACCUCUUGAAUUGCCGCUUCCAUGUACAAUAAAGCUUAAAUAUUUACCAACUACUAAUGAAGACAAUGCAGCAGCUGAAAUUUCUUGGAAGCAUUGUUGUCCUUAUAAAGGAAGUCUUGACAGUGUUGCUCGAGUUACGUCCGAGGAUCAUUUUCAGAAAACAAUCUUGGCCAGAAUUUCAUUUGAGUCAUCCAAAAAAUCAGAAUCAAUGAAGCCUGGCGAUGUUUUGGCAAUCCAACCAGUCAAUCCCAUCAGUUGUUUCAACUUGUUUUGCGAACUUUUCCCUCAAAUUUCAAUGGCUAGUAAAAUUAUGAUUGCUGAUAUAUCAGAUCAAUGGAUUAGUAUCGAGUAUUUAAUAACUAAUGUUCUUGAUUUAAUCUCAAUACCGCGGAGAUCAUUUUUCGAAGUUAUGUCUAAAUUAUCUAACGAUGAAGACGAACGAGAAAAGCUCAUGGAAAUUUUCACGGACCAGGAAUUGUUCUACUCUUACUGUUGCAGGCCGAGAAGAUCAAUUCUAGAAGUGUUUCGAGACUUCCCGAAAACUACUUCCAGUCUAAGUUUGGAACGAAUCAUCGAGUAUGUUCCACGAAUUAAAGAACGUAACUUUUCAAUGGCCUCUGUUAUAACAAAACAGGGCACGGACUCUAGUUUUGUGGAACUAUUAGUUGCAGUCGUUAAAUUUCAGACAAAAAUACAACAGCCUCGACUAGGGUUGUGCUCGAAUUUUUUGGCAGAUUCCGAAAUUCCUCAAAAAGUUAUGAUCGAUUUCAGAAAAGGGUCGUUCUCUCUUCCCCAGAAUCAGGAAACCCCUUUGAUUAUGAUCGGACCCGGGACCGGUGUUGCGCCGUUUCGAUCUGUUGUUCAGCACAGGAAUGGAAGGAAAUGUUUCCUGUUUUUCGGUUGUCGACACCCAGAAAAAGAUUUCUACUUCAAAGAAGAAUGGAGGACAAAUUUCCCGGAUUUGAAAGUCUUUCCAGCGUUUUCAAGAUACCUGACCGAUAAAGUUUGCUACGUUCAGCAUAAACUCAUUGAAGAAAAGCAACUAGUUUGGAAGUUGAUAAGUAAUGAAGACGCUUUUGUGUAUCUUGCUGGUAGUUCAAAGCAAAUGCCAAAAGACGUGAAAGAGGUGCUAGUUGAAAUUAUUGCCGACUUAUCCGAAACAUCGCUGGAAGAAGCUAAGUUAUAUUUAGAAGGCAUGGAAAAGUCGCGAAAGUUUCAAGAAGAAACCUGGUAAUUUACUCCCUUGUUUAAAUUGAUUGGAUUGCAAAAUAACCAGAUUACUUUAAUUGUUGAAAUUGUAUAAAACAUUUAGUGAAUAAGAUCGUGACAUUAUUGUUUCUACCACUGAAAGUGGGGAUGAAAUUUGUAAUCGGAUGUGUUUGUUUUUAGCAAAAUCAGGUUACCAAAAUAGUUAUCAUAAUAGGACGAGUGAUUAAUCAUACCGAAGCAUUUUUGAUUGUUGAAAGAAAUUUUUUAUAAGGUUUUAGAAUUGUCGAGAAAAACUGGUGUAAAAAUUUUGUUUUUAUUACAAUUUAGACAGUGUAAAACGAACG
Symsagittifera roscoffensis is the source of this 2162-nucleotide messenger RNA. Its product is annotated as NADPH-dependent diflavin oxidoreductase 1-like. The transcript has a single exon. The coding region runs from base 122 to 1843 and encodes 573 amino acids. Lineage: Eukaryota; Metazoa; Xenacoelomorpha; Acoela; Convolutidae. Gene Ontology annotation, molecular function: FMN binding; flavin adenine dinucleotide binding; oxidoreductase activity. Gene Ontology annotation, cellular component: cytosol. The record is from RefSeq and is a predicted model, not a curated record.